Molecule: messenger RNA, 1152 nt
Organism: Anolis sagrei ordinatus
Lineage: Eukaryota; Metazoa; Chordata; Lepidosauria; Squamata; Anolidae
Source: RefSeq, a predicted model, not a curated record
GCUCCGAAGUAAAUGACCUGGUGGUUUGCUCACAUUUUUGGUGCUCCUUCCCUGCAGAAAUACUUGAUCCAUCGGAUGUUCCUUGUGGGAAAAUUGAGGCAAGGAGUACAAGACGGAGAGAUCAUAAGUAUACCUGCUAUACCUAUUCUUAAUUUUAGUGUGGCCAGAACAAAAAUGUGGCGGAAAUGACAAGAUUCAUUCAUGCAAAAUGAACAUGAUGGGAGAUGUUGCAGCGGUUGGCUUUUGCUUGACUGGGAAAGUUUGGGGCAGAAAACUAGUUUUCUAUCUGAGGAUUUAUAAUUUUCUAGCAUACUACACAUCCCAGGAUCCCAUCAUGGUUAAACUGAGGGUCCGGUAGUAUAACCGUCCAGUGUCAGAAAGAGGGUUGAACUGGGUGACCUUUAGGGGUCCCUUUGAACUCUAGGAUCCUGUUAUUGUAAUGUGCUUUUCGCUCUCUUUGCCAGCCUAUCAUGAGCAGCUCUUCCAGCAGAUCUACAAAUUCCAUUUGGGAGAAGCGGCUUCCGGGGUCCUGCUCAUCUAUCCUUCCUGCAUUCUUCAUGUUAUUGAGGCUUCCAGUGGGACUCUCUACCACAUCCUGAAGGACCUUGCCAACUUUGAAAAGAAAGGCUCAGAGGCCCUGUUGCAGAGCAUGAAGGUGCUGGUCCUCUCCCACAACAUCCCCACGCGGCUCUUCUCACAGUGGUAUGCCACAGCGGUGGAGGUGCCCGAGACUCUGGAGGACGCCACCCAGGGCCAGACCACUGAAGAGGUGCUCACCGAGUGCCUAACCCUCUUGCUCAAGAUGGGCGUCUACCUGGCCACCCUCAAGGUGGGCAACAAGGGCCUGAGCGACUGCCUGCACCGGGGGGUCCCCGAACUUCUGAUCCCGGCUGAAACUGUCCACCGCCUUUGCCAGGCUCCCGAGUGCUGGAGCCCCGCUGAGUUCCUCCAAACGUUCAGUAACCCUCUGCAGCCCAGCAUGGAUUCUGAAACGGUGUGGCCCACUCCUGCCCAUAUGCUGAAAUGAAAGGCUCCGGAUAUCCAUCCAAAAUGCAGGAUGAUAGUAUCAUUGGUGAUAUGAGCCUAAAUACAGACUUUGGCCUGGGAUUCUUGAGAUCCAUCUGCACUAGGGAAGGCAUCAAUAAAGAUGUU